AUUAACAAUUAUAAACACUUAAUUGUUGACCAUCGAAAAUGGCGGAGAAAACUAAAUGUAAUUGUCGUCCUCUUCCACAAUCUAAAUAUACCUUGGAUGAAGUAAGUAACAGCAUCCCUGAUAUCAUCAUCAGGAGCACCGGGAUGAAAGGAUCACCAAUUGAUAAACUUAUUACUGUUCAAGAAAUUGAUAGAAUUUGGGAUGAAAUUGGGAAAUUUAUAUAUAAUGAAAUGAUGCAACAGAAAUGUGUUGUUGUCCCCAAUAUCGGAAUUUUCAACUUUAUUUAUAUUCCUUUGGAUAUCUCUCAAAAGAAGAAACUUCUUACUCUUAAACCUUUCCUAACUCUAAGCGAAAGACUGCUUAAUAAUUUUGGAAUUAUCUUCACUAAGAAGCGCGUUGAAGAUUCUUUACCCGUAAUAAGGUUAAACUUUCAUAAAAUAGCGAUUCAAAGCGGUUGCAAUCGAGUGAAAGUGGAUCAAGUCUAUAGAACGAUAAUCAACGGAUUGAAUCGCUGUUUGAGAGAGAGGAGCGACAUCGAUUUUAAUUUUCCUCGUAUCGGAGUUUUGAAAUUCAGAGGAAUUAAAGCCAAGAUGAUAUUCGAUAAGAAUUUUUUAGAUAAAAUCGAAAAAGUUGAAAUUCAUACAGAAAUACAAAUUAAGAAUUUUAGAAAAGAAAUGAAUCUACACAAUAGCGAAAUUCAAAUUUAAUAAUGUACUGUAUUAUCAAAAA
Messenger RNA from Centruroides sculpturatus (bark scorpion), 729 nucleotides. RefSeq names its product coiled-coil domain-containing protein 81-like. The coding region runs from base 39 to 707 and encodes 222 amino acids. The record is from RefSeq and is a predicted model, not a curated record. Gene Ontology annotation, cellular component: centrosome. The transcript is spliced from 4 exons. Lineage: Eukaryota; Metazoa; Arthropoda; Arachnida; Scorpiones; Buthidae.